This is a messenger RNA of Ostrinia nubilalis (European corn borer), 3656 nucleotides long. RefSeq names its product dual specificity protein kinase CLK2 (gene Doa). Gene Ontology annotation, molecular function: protein serine/threonine kinase activity; ATP binding. The transcript has 12 exons. Gene Ontology annotation, biological process: protein phosphorylation; regulation of RNA splicing. Gene Ontology annotation, cellular component: nucleus. NCBI's taxonomy places the organism in Eukaryota, Metazoa, Arthropoda, Insecta, Lepidoptera, Crambidae. The coding region runs from base 425 to 3430 and encodes 1001 amino acids. The record is from RefSeq and is a predicted model, not a curated record.
UCUUUUCAUUUGUUAUUUUAUUUUAGUUGAAGUAUGGAAGGUUGUAUGAUCUAUAGUUCAAACUCGUCGCUCGCCAUUAUAACAAGUGUCCACCCGAAAACCUGUAUGUUAUUUAGUAGAGAAUAGGACCCGUCGUAAGCGAAGUGCGGAACCAGAAUAAAGCAUAAACGUCAGCGUGCCUGUUUGGGAUAACACGCGGGACGGGUUUGGCUUGCCAUUGCGCGUGCGCAUGCGCCUUCGCCCGUGAAGAUGUGCGCGAGAGACGGCGACCUCCUCGCGCUUGCGCCCGUUCUAUUUGUGUUCGCCUUCGUCACUCGGAACGCCUUCAGUCAGUCGCAAAGCUCGGUCGGCCGCCCGGCGCGUCUUCGCCGCGCGCCGAAAUACUAGUCCGUCGCGCUGGACCGCGGGUGGCCAGCGCGCAGCCAUGGCUGCUCCGCCGCCGCGACCGCCACCUAACAACCUGUUGUUUUGCGGGCCCCCACCUGCCCUGCCGCACGUGGUGCUCUUGCCCAGUGAUGUCGUCCGUGACAUUUGUGACGUCGACGCUACCGCCGAUGCUGAUCACAACCAAACAAACGAUGCAUCAGCCUUGAACGAAAUAAACAACGUGGGUGUACCGACAUACGAAACGCUUUACGAAAACCAUGACGACAAAGGUGUUCUGCAAACUGAUAUGGACAAUGAGCAACAGUUCCAACCAGAAGGAUAUAUUUUAAGAAGAACUCAUAGUUUCGACAUUUCGGACAUAUUUUCGUCUCCGUCUGAUGUUGAUUGUAGUGCUCUUCGACACAGGCGAUCAGAACCAGAUUUAUCAAAGUAUGGAUUAUUCGUGGAAGCUGAAAUAUCUGUUGAACCCAUUGGUCCUCUACAACCAGCACCGCUAGUUCUUAAUAAUCCGUUUUAUGACGGAACAUACGCUUUAGAUCCUAAUCAGAUAAACAACACUAUGGUUGUUCUUCCUGAAAACUAUUUGGCUUUUGAAGAUUCAUUUGUGCCAACCUGGGACUAUAAACCUGAACUACUAGUCGAUUGUAAUUUUAAUCCUGAAUUAUAUUAUGAUAGGUUACCUAUGAUCCCACCGAAUGAUCCUUGGUCUACGUACGGGACAGAUAAUUCGGCGUUUGAAUACUAUCCUCCACACUUUGAGACUCCUAUUGGAGAUCAGGAUGCUAUUCAUUAUAUGCCUUUGACUGACUUAGAAUAUGCAAUACCUCAGUACAUGAGCUUACCUGUAGUAGAACAAGCCAAGAUCGAAUCAUUUGAUGACAAUUCGUGUCUUGAAGAACUCGCAACUGCAAUAAUUGAUGAUCCUAGUGAGAAUAAUACUGAAGAAUGUGAAAAUUUGUCUGAAGAAGCAUUAGUGGCUCGCGAAACGGCUGUAGUGAGUAAUAUAGUGAGUGACGAUGAAAAAGUGAAUGUAGUUGAAACUCUCAAUAGAGAAUCUUCCACGGAAGAAUCUUUAAAUGCUGAUAUUUCAAAUGAUAUAACAUCUAGUUUAGCGUUCAUACCUAGCAGCAAAUGUUCACCACAAAGAUUACAUGGUAUCGCUGGCGAUGAUACAAGUAAUGACACCUCACCAUGUUCAACAGAUUAUCACGAAGCAUCUGCUCUAGAUUUAGUACAAAGUCUCGAUGAAUUAUCAUGUUGUGAUAGUGAUUAUUCUCAAAGUAGAGAUGACACAUCUCCAGUUAUACCUGAUCCUCCUAAACCUAGUGCAGUUACUAAAAGUGAAACUAUCAAAGAGUCUAAUAAAACGGACGAAAUGCAACAUUUGCCUUUGAGUACAACGACAAUGGCCAAUCUACCUCUUAGCCAAUUGCCAUCCAUUCCACUUCAAGAUCCAUUACCUACGAAACUACCUCCUGUACCUAAUUCAUUACCAAAUCAGGAAACACAAUUCGUUGAACCUCCUAAAAAUCAAAGUGUGAUAACGGCUGAACCUGCUUCAUCGAGUUUAAAUUCGAACAGUAAAAAAACGAAUGACCAGCCACCAGAAAAACAUAUACCUGAGGAAGUAAAGAGUACCACCAGCAACAAGCAAGUGUUACGACAGGCGCCUCAACCACCUGCUGUCCCACCCGCUUGGUUGGCUCCCAAAAGGCCGUUUAAUGAGGUCACACCAAGUGGACCCCAGUCAGCACCUCAAAUACGUGUACAGAAUGCGGAAGGUCAGCCAGUGAGUGCUCCGAAGAGUCCAAAACCCUCUCCGCAAGCACCCCCCAAUGCAAACCACCAAGUGGAGCCUCAACCUUCUUGCUCAUAUCAACCGCCACGCCUGCCUCCGCCUGUGUCCCAGCUAAAGCUUGACAAGCAACCCAAGGAAGUAGAGAGCUCCCGGGCACGCUCCUCCGUCAAGGACGACAAGGACGGACACCUGGUGUACUGGCCCGGCUAUGUCAUGGGAGCGAGAUACAAAAUCAUCGACACACUCGGUGAGGGCACCUUCGGCAAGGUGGUCGAGGUGAAGGAUUUAGAAAUGGAGCACAGAAUGGCUCUGAAGAUAAUCAAGAAUGUUGAGAAGUACAGAGAGGCUGCGAAACUAGAGAUAAACGUACUAGAGAAAUUGGCAGAAGUUGACCCAGAUUGUAAGAACCUAUGUGUAAAGAUGUUAGACUGGUUCGAGUACCACGGACACAUGUGCAUCGCAUUCGAAAUGCUCGGACAGAGUGUAUUUGACUUCCUGAAAGACAACAACUACCAACCCUACCCGCUGGAGCAAGUGCGGCACAUCUCGUACCAGCUCAUCUACAGCGUGCUGUUCCUGCACGACAACAAGCUCACGCACACCGACCUCAAGCCGGAGAACAUACUGUUCGUCGACAGCGACUACGAGGUCGUCAACGUGUACACGAGCUCCAAAAAGAGUCACGAUCUGCUGCGUGUGAAGCGGAGCGACGUGCGACUAAUUGACUUCGGCAGCGCAACCUUCGACCACGAGCACCACAGUACCAUUGUCUCGACGCGCCACUACCGCGCGCCAGAAGUCAUAUUAGAAUUAGGUUGGUCGCAGCCGUGCGACGUGUGGUCCAUCGGCUGCAUCAUGUUCGAGCUGCACCUCGGCAUCACGCUGUUCCAGACGCACGACAACCGCGAGCACCUCGCCAUGAUGGAGAGGAUCCUCGGACCCAUCCCCUACAGAAUGGCACGCAAAACUAGAACAAAAUAUUUCUACCACGGCAAAUUAGACUGGGACGAAAAAUCGUCAGCAGGCAGAUACGUUAGAGAAAACUGCAAACCACUACUUAGGUACCUGCAAAGCACGUCGGAGGAGCACCGGCAGCUGUUCGAGCUGAUCGGCCGCAUGCUGGAGUACGAGCCGCAGCAGCGCAUCACGCUGCGGGACGCGCUCGCGCACCCCUUCUUCGCCAAGCUGCCGCCGCACCAGCGCCUCGGACACCAGUUUACAAGGCCAUCAUUCCUUAGGCAAUGACCGCGCGCGCUGCAACGGCGCCGGCGCGGGCGCGCGCUCUCGCUCGCACUCCCUGUCGCGGUGAGCCCGCCCGCGACUUGUGAAAACUUGUACAGUAAUGAAGUGAUAAGUGAUAAUUAUUUGUCGAACAUUGUAAUCUAGGUAAUAUUUUGUUGUGAAUCGGUACUUCUCAAUUUGUAUUUAUAAAAUAAUUAUUCGAAAUAAAGACUGUCGGUCUGAAACGUUA